Colletotrichum destructivum is the source of this 1101-nucleotide messenger RNA. RefSeq lists its product as uncharacterized. The transcript has 4 exons. The record is from RefSeq and is a predicted model, not a curated record. The coding region runs from base 1 to 1101 and encodes 366 amino acids. NCBI's taxonomy places the organism in Eukaryota, Fungi, Ascomycota, Sordariomycetes, Glomerellales, Glomerellaceae.
AUGACCUGGCAACGAAGCGCUCAGGGUGAUAUGACUUGUCGUUACGAAAUUGAGACAUCUGCUGAUAUCAGCGCUGCUUCAUGCGCGAUGUACGCAGCCACGUACGGCGUCAAUACCGACACGUUCAUGUGGAGGAACUUGAGCUUGACAGCGUCUGCCCCAACAUCCAGCCGAACACCAAGUAUUGUGUCAAUGGCUUGGUUACACCCCCUCUACGGCAGUACGCGCCUUACAUGCGCGGGGUGCCUCCCUCUACACAUUAUAUUACCCACAAUGCUGCCAAUCCAACUCCUAGGCAUUUACAGGCAGUACAAGCAGGAUACUGACUCGGUUGCCUUAUGGCUUGCCUCUACUGCCAAGGCCUGCGGCUAUGCCAACCUCUAUCAGGUACAGGCACCAAAGAGCGGACGAUUGAAGGGCAAGCAAAGAACCAAGGCUCGUGGUGACGACAAGGCCAAGCAAGGACCCAGGCCGGCGGACAAGAAGACUACAAGGCAUGUCAUUGCCAUCAAGGACUUCCUGCCACUCGCCGAGUUGAGCGAGAACGGACUUGACCUGGAUCCCGAGUCCGAUGAACGGCAUGGAUACUUUGUUAGUAUUUUGAUGGCGGUCAGAGAGGCGUUGCGGCCGGAAACUGCGUUUGCAACGACAUCUACGACGGAGACCGAUGCUGCCGUAGAAACCGGCAAUACUGCACCGAAUGAUUCAUCCAAGGAUCUCAGCAACCGGUUUGCCGCCCUGUCCGUCGACAAGCCGUCCCAGGCUUUCCUUGAAGCAUUUUGCAAUGCGCCUCAUGAGAGACCGGCACCGCGCGAUGAAGACCCAGCGUCUUACAAAGCCGAACCCCAGACUUCCAUCAAGGAUGUUUUGUUUGCCUUUAAUGUUCUAGUCAACAACCUGCACAGGAUUUGGUCUCAGAUCAAGCAGAUCUGGUCCAAUUACUGCGACGGCAAGUGUGAUCUUGCUGCUGCUGCUGUUGCUACAAAUACGGCUAUCUCUGUUGCUUGCAGGAUGAUUAAAGAAGUUGCUCCUCUUUUGGACGCGCAGGACAAAGGCGUUUCAGGUGUUCUUAACAUAUUCUAUCUUAUAAUCUGCCUCUAG